Hyla sarda is the source of this 1102-nucleotide messenger RNA. RefSeq names its product Q-nucleotide N-glycosylase 1-like. The transcript is spliced from 5 exons. Lineage: Eukaryota; Metazoa; Chordata; Amphibia; Anura; Hylidae. Bases 77 to 1102 code for a protein of 341 amino acids. The record is from RefSeq and is a predicted model, not a curated record.
UCCAGGCUUCCUGCUUAUAAAUAUUCCUCUCUGCUUCUCACAUUGUUCCAGCAGAGGGCAAGGACAAUACAACAGAAUGGCAGCUCCACUUGGACCCAGAGAGACCGGCAAGUUCAUCACUGAGAACAGUAAGGAUGUGUCGGUGGACUCUGAGGGUGCACGGGCUCUCGCUGAGAAACUCUUUGAGAAGAUCGAUCGUAAGGAGCUAACUCUGAAGGGAUGGAAAUUCCUUCAUGAAUUAAACCCACAGGGCUCUGGGGAAGAUGCGGUCAACUGGGUGUUUUUUGCUGACACUUUGAACUUCUCCUUCUGGUCGGAAAAUCAGGACAAGAAGUACUUAGUCAAGUACAAAGGAAAGGAGUAUAGUGGCUACUGGUCAUUUUGCGCUGCCAUAAACCGCGCUUUGGAUGAAGGAAUUCCUAUCACCACCGCAUCUUAUUAUUCUAAUGUAACCCUGGACCAGCUAAAGCAUGUUUUCCGCUCUGACACGGAUGUUCCCAUUACCAUGAUUGAAACCCGUCUUGAGAUCCUUCAUGAGACUGGAAAGAUACUAAUGGAAAAAUUUGGAGGCUCUUUUCUAAACUGCGUAAAGAAAAGUGAAAGAAGUGCAUUAAAACUCAUGCAGCUGGUGGUGGAGAAUUACCCAUCUUAUAGGGAUGAAGCGGUCUUCCAGGGUAAAAAGGUGGCAUUCUACAAGCGUGCUCAGAUCCUUGUGGGUGAUACCUGGGCAGUACUGGAUGGAAAAGAUGAGGGCGCCUUUUAUGACAUCCACAAAAUAACCAUGCUUGCUGACUAUCGGGUUCCUCAAGCUUUGCUCCACUUUGGAGUUAUUGGAUACUCAGAAGACCUAGUGAAAAAGCUCAAAGAAGGUUGGUUGUUUCAGAAUGGAGAUCGGGAAGAGAUGGAAAUCAGGGGCUGUUCUAUCUGGGCUGUGGAACUGAUCUAUGAGCAUUUGCAAGAACUAUUUAAAAAGAAGGGAGGAAAAAUAAGCAAUGAAGUCAAUCCUAUACUCAUCAAUAAUUUCCUGUGGGACUUUGCACGUGACAACAGGAAGGCUGUGGAUGUUGUUCCCUUUCAUAGAGUGCGCUGUAUCUAUUACUAG